This is a messenger RNA of Annulohypoxylon maeteangense, 1113 nucleotides long. RefSeq lists its product as uncharacterized. The transcript has a single exon. Bases 331 to 1113 code for a protein of 260 amino acids. Lineage: Eukaryota; Fungi; Ascomycota; Sordariomycetes; Xylariales; Hypoxylaceae. The record is from RefSeq and is a predicted model, not a curated record.
GAUACGAAUGUCGUGGGGAUCAAUACCACGCUCGCUCGGUUCAGAAAAUGGAUCCUUUCUGUCCGCUCGUCAUAGCAAACCAUACCUAUUGUUUGAAACAAUGGAGGCACUGACGAACAAGGACUUAUAAAGAUCAUUGUUAAUCCUGUAAUGUCUUUUAGGUUUCUUUUAGAUGUUUCUUUGUGACUCGAGAGUUAGCAACUAGCACAUACAAAGGCUUUAUUCCGAUUGUUCGUAGCUACCAUAUGCGCUCUCAAAUAUCAAUAGAUAAGAAAGGUCAAUUCUUGCCAAUUUUCGAUUUCUGGACGUCAAAUUUAUUAACUAUUCAACAUGUCAUCAAUUCAUUCUCGGGGGACUUCUAGCGAUGCUGGAGCGAAAAAACCUCUAUGCAAAAAGGAUUUUAUUAAGAACAUCCGAGAGAUUACAGACAAGAAAGUCCGAACGAAGAACUCAGGUCCAAAGUCUCAGGACAAGCCGAAAGAGGUAAAUGAAGAAAAAGAACCCGAUAGAGAUUUGGCUACAGGAAGAAUAUUAGUUGACGACGGAGGUUCUUGUUUGGCAUGUACUAAAAAAGGACUUAACUGCACCUUGAAUUACCUAGGGGUUGAGGGUGUGGACAAAUGCGCUGCUUGUAAGAGAUCAGGAGCUCAAUACUGCAUCAGGCAACGCCCAGUAGGGAAGCUGAUUCCUUUCAGGGGGCCGCCUUGGCAUAACCCGAACUACUUCUCCGUUGGUGCCGAACCGAGCCCGGAGGAAAUGCGAGAAAUUCUCCAAGAGCAUUAUCAGGGCCAGGAUGUAUAUUGUAAUGGUGAGUACAUGCGCGAGGGGGACCGCAACAGGUUUGCGCUCCCUCCUUUCAACGGCAGCGACUUACCACUAGAAGAUCGAAUGGAAAAUUGGAAGUCAGCGGACUGGAAACGAGUUCUACCUACUUGGGAGAAUGCAAGCUAUUAUAAGGACAGUAAGGGGUCGGGUGCACAUUCGGAUGCCACAGGUGGGGAAGAGGUUCAUGUCAGUCAGGAUACGAUCGAUUACUUCCGGGUUCUUCGGAAGUACCCGCCAAGGAAUAUUCACUUCCAGGAAUAUAUGAAAGAGAUCGGGGAAACCUGGUGA